Molecule: messenger RNA, 4234 nt
Organism: Boleophthalmus pectinirostris (great blue-spotted mudskipper)
Lineage: Eukaryota; Metazoa; Chordata; Actinopteri; Gobiiformes; Gobiidae
Product: glucocorticoid modulatory element-binding protein 1
Exons: 11
Coding region: 708-2363 (551 amino acids)
Biological process (GO): positive regulation of transcription by RNA polymerase II
Cellular component (GO): nucleus
Molecular function (GO): RNA polymerase II cis-regulatory region sequence-specific DNA binding; DNA-binding transcription activator activity, RNA polymerase II-specific
Source: RefSeq, a predicted model, not a curated record
UUGAGUAUAUUCGUUAAAAAGGGUUUCUGCUGUGAAUAGCACACGGAGGGUGACUAUUGUUAUCCUUCGUGCGGAAUCGCAAUCAAGAGAUUUCGGAAGCAUAAUUUUUAAUACCGGGGCUGCUAGUGAUCUUUUGUCCUGGCGCCCCAACUAAGAAGGUUAAAUAAAAUACUGAAUAACUAAAAUGACGCUAGGAGACAAACCUUACGGGCGGUACGGUCUGUUACAUUGACAGAUAUUUCCCUCAUGUACAUCUGUUUGGACAUAGCAGCACAUAUCGACAACUUCUGCCUCACAACAUGCGAAUCUACAUGUACAUUAUAUAUUGUAUAUAAGAAAAAAUAGUACUUAAAACUCGUGAAAUUGACGGCAGACUGAAAUUGACAGUAGACUGAAAGUUGAGGGUCACAUUUGAGCGACACUAGUAGAUCUACAUAGCAAAUCCAAACAAUGCUGAACACAGCUAAACUGGCAAAGUGGUAUGUUUGUACAGUACAGCCCUUUAAAACAGUUAAAAACUUGUGUUUUAACGAAAUUUACAGAAGCGUGAAAAGAAGCCGCUGUUCAGCAGGAAGUAAAGCCGUAACCGCGAUGUGCGCAUGCGCCUCAGCUUCUCCCAAUCUAGGGAUGUGUUUCAGUCCAUAAACGAGAUGAACAUAAUUCUGAAAGGAAGUUGCAGAAGUGCUCCCCAGUUGUAGGAGACUGUUAUGGCAUCCCCUGAUGAGGUCACUGUGCCCACUGUGGAGGACAUGGUCAUGGUAAAGGUAGAGGACGGUGACCCUGAUGACCCCAACAAAACUCAAGUCAUUCUUCAACUUCAACAAAUCACAGGUGAUGAGUCAAGUGAAGCAUCUGCAGCAGUCAUGGCUGUUGAAGCUGCUCCAGAACAAGGUGAAGAAGAAGUCGAAAUUGGCUGUCCCAUCACAUGUGGCGACUGUAAAGCUCUAUUAAUUUUGAAGAAAUUUGUUUGCCCAGGGAUAAAUGUAAAGUGUGUAAAGUUUGGAGACCAGCUCAUUAGCCCAAAACAAUUUGUCCAUCUAUCUGGAAAAGCAACUCUGAAAGAUUGGAAAAGAGCCAUACGUAUGAACGGAGUCAUGCUGAGAAAAAUGAUGGAUUCAGGUCAGCUGGACUUUUAUGAGCACACCACACUCUGCACUAACACAUGUCGAAGUACCAAGUUCGAUCUUUUAAUCAACAAUACCAGGUUCCCUCCGGAUGGCACUGGACUCACUACUCCCACUCAAGGCCAGACAGUUCUAGGUAAUGGUGGCACUGGUGGAGAUGGCCAAACAGAAGGUCUGGGUGCCAAGUUGGAGUGGAGCUCUGGCGACACAACGGAAAAAUCCAACGAGAUCUCAGAGGACACGCUGAACUUCUGGAAGGGCAUUGCAGAUGUGGGCUUGCUGGGGGAAGUGGUGACCAAUAUCAACACUGAGCUACUAGCACUACUCAACGGAGUGCAGCAGCGGAGUGAACCAGGCGUGUUACAGGACACAGAUUCCUGUCUGGUAGAGGUGGCUGUGCUCAGUAACCUUGCCCAAGUGUUCGGUCUACUGGACACGGUCAAGAGGAUCCUGGAGCGACGGAGAGAGCAGACUGACCCCAACCAAGAGGAGGAGCUACGAGUUCUCAAUAAUUUGGAGCUACAGUUGGAGGAGCAGAAGAAGCAACAGCAAGUGAGAGCUCUGCUAUCCUGCCCUCAACCACCCAAAAUCAAGACCCCCACCAAGCGCCCCACCAAACGGCCCAGACUCACCCGACCCGCCUCCACCACCACCCUGCUCGCCUCACCCCAGCAGACCGCCACCCUCCAGCCGCAGCAGUUCACCGUGCUCUCCCCCAUCUCCCUGACCUCUGUGGGGCAGCCGCUGACGGUCACGGGGCUGCCCAUCGCUUCCCUGGCCCAGUCCCCCAACACAGUCACCCUCUUGCCAGCCGGAUCGCAGUUCUUCACCCGAUACAUGGUGGCGGGUGACGGAAAGACUGAUACCAUAACGCUACACCCGUCAUCUGGGCUCACUCUGGACUCGAGCCAGCUUGGGGCCAUGAUGAACCCUGUGGAGUUGGUCCAGCUGAGCCAGCAGGGCGGCAGCACUGAGAUGGUCCCCCUGGAUGGUCAGGUGGUGGUGCAGCAGGAAGGCGAGGUGCAGGACCAGGCUUUAGGCGUGAUGGAGCUCCAGCUGACCGGGGACGCCGCUAAAGAUGCCAUGAUGGUCCAGAGUGGGAUGGAGGUCGCCAUGGCAACAGAGGGGGAGGAACCACAGUGCCAAACACAGGAGGGACAGACUGACACGACCCAGGGGCUGCAGCUGGAUGCCAGUGGACAGUUACAGGGCGUACAAAUAGUGGUGUUAGAAAAUUAGAAAACUCAGGAGGUCACAUAGACUUUUUAAUUGUGUGGAGCAGGAUUGGACUGUGUCCUUUGUAAAUACACAGAUAUUGCAUUGGCUUCAGACCAAGUGCUAGGGUAGCCAUUUCCCUCUUCGGUGUGUUAGUGAAUGUUCCUCACCACCACUUUUAUUCUUUGUACGGAAAAGCAGAGGAGCAGACAUUUCGUUUGUGCCUCUCAUAGUUUUGUAAUAUAAGGAGCAUUCCAGUUUACUACAACAAGGUCACGGCGUUUGUGAAUAGAAUCAUUAGUCACUCCAUUUUGAAACUGUAGUGACGUUAUGAGAUUAGGACCAAAGUUGUGUGUAACUGGAAAUGUCCGUUUGGCCUCUUUAGAACAAUCAGAGGAGAAUGCACUAUCAGCGUCUACAUGCAGGGUUCACCAGUGCUAUUCAGCCCACAUUCUCUCAUUCAGAAUCCUCAUUUUCACCAAGUGCUUUGAUUCUGUUCUUUAAUGACAAGUUAUUCAAAUGUUAAACAUAAAUAUAGACAAAUGAAUUAGAUACAUUCCUAUUGUAUAUUCACUGACCGGUGGUUUAUAGGCAGAACUGCAUUGUCCAGGGUGGUAAAGGUAAAGCUACAUUGCCAUGACAAAACAUUUAAAAAACAUAAACUGUCUCAUGCAAUAUAGGAGAAUUAAAUUGGUGUAAUUAUAAAUACAACAUGAUUUUCUAUAUAUCUCUUUACUGAGGUAGAUUAGAAGAGAACUUUGUCUGUUCUAAGAUGAACUUAAGAGGAACUUAAACUUUUCUGAUUGGGAGUGUCAUCAACUUUUCUCCUUGCAGAUGUAAUUGCUUUGCCUGGAAUUUUCCACACUAUGCCAUUAAAUUUAAUAGCAGGUUGGUGUUUUAUUGCUCAAGAUUACCUUGGAAAACAUGCAUUUGUAAAAUGGGACGAUUUGACCUGUGUAACUUCACCUGGUGGCCCCUUUUCCUUGUCACCAUGGAGAUAGAUUAAUUUAUUCCUAUACAGUUGAACAUUCCAGGUAAAGCAAUAACAUCUCUGUGGACACUCAACCAAAAAAGUAACAUAGUGCACCUUUAAAAUUAUUUGUCAUGAACUAACUGUACUGUUAAUUUGUGUAUAUGUGUAAAAAAAAAAAAAAAUCAAAACCCCGAUGUUCUUGAGUAUACUCCACCAGAUCAAAUCCUACCUUGGUGAAAAUGAGGCUUCACUGACCCAUUUACAGGCCAUUGCUGCCUAUGGUCACCACUCUUACCAGGUUCAGUGUUGAAGUUACCUUUGGGAUUAUUGCACUGUCUAUUGUGUUGUAGUGUUACAUCUUAAACUAUAGCAGAUGUAAGGUUUUUGCACAUUGUGGUGGUCACCUUUUCCUGUCCACGCCAGAUGUUUUUCGCAACGUUGCCUGCUCCCUUAACAUUUCUUUAGCCACAGCUUGGGCAGAAUGUCUUCUUCUGUGUAUAGUCCGGCACUCACUGGAAUUGCAUUGCUUGUGUAAUUAUGAUUUAUUUUUGGAGUGCUUUCUUGAUGACUGAAUUUAUGGAGAGUUUUGCUAAUAUUUUUUUAAAUAGUUCUCAUGCGUUCCUUUUUCAGUAUCGCAAGUCAAGUGACCUACUGGGAAGAUGUGUCUCUAUGUUACGCUUGGUAUGCCUGUAUUUUACAUUUGUAUAUUAGUGUCAUAUUUUAUUUAUUAGUUUGAACGCUGAAAUUCUACCAACGUGGACAAUGCAUAAGAUUAAUUUAUGCUAACACCAACUGAAAACCUGUUGAAGACUCGAGCAUUUUCAAUAAUUUAAUUUAAAAGAGGAUAUUUACACAAUGAAUUUGUAAUGUGUUUUAUUAAGAGAUUAAAAAACAAAAAUGUUGGUUCUAUUUAAUGCCACAA